AUGCAUGUCCCAACAUUGAACAAUCACGGUGUGAAAUUCGACUCAUUGCCACCUGGAGGAGCGACUCUGACAGAUAAUUUGGACAAUGUCUGGAGCAAGGUCCAUCAUUCACUCCUCCAGAAUCAUGUCGGGUUCCUCCUUGUAGCAUUGGGAUUGGAGAACCAUGGCGGAUGGGCAAUCACCCUAGAAACGCUAUCGACAGUUUUGGGGGGUGGUCAAGACUCACCUGGAGCAAAGCUACUUGAGUAUUUCACCAAGGAUACAAUGCCAUUCAAGUGCUUCCUGAGGAUGAGAAUGGAAAGCAAAUAUCGCGAUGACUGUCAGAACCAAGAACUGACCUUUCCUUACAUUACAGUACAUCGAGAGGGAAGUGCCGAAUGUGAUACUCAUGAACUCUCCGCGGUGGAAGUCUAUAAUAGAGACUUAUCAGCCCUCGUUGCACGCGACUUGACAAAGCCAUUUCUUCUGAGCGAGGAAUCAAGUGUGCAUACACAGGUCAUCCCACGAUUGCCAGUGCUAAUAUAG
Messenger RNA from Aspergillus oryzae RIB40, 525 nucleotides. RefSeq lists its product as uncharacterized. The transcript has 3 exons. The coding region runs from base 1 to 525 and encodes 174 amino acids. NCBI's taxonomy places the organism in Eukaryota, Fungi, Ascomycota, Eurotiomycetes, Eurotiales, Aspergillaceae. The record is from RefSeq and is a predicted model, not a curated record.